AUGGGUUUUUUUAGCUUAUUAGAUAUUGAUACUGAAUGUUAUCGGGUAAGUAGAUGCUCAACAUUUAAUCGAUCUGUUUCAGAAAAUUGGCCAUCAUUACUAAGAAAUAGAGGAUAUAAUAUUUAUUUUAGACAAAUCUCAGAAAUUUGUAGUAUUCAUUAUUUAUAUUUUUCGAUUGAUUAAUAUUUAAUUUCUCGAUAAGUAUAACUAAAGUAUUUAAAUCUUAAAAAGUAAAUAGGAGAAUUUAAAAAGACUUCAUAAAUAACGAUUUACGAUAGAAAUCAAAAAAAUUUGAUUUCAUUUUAAGUUAUUUUAGUUUAGGUAUUUUAAGGGAAAUUUCUAAAAUAAAAUAAAAUAUAAUUAUUUUCACUGCUUAAUAGAAAAUUAUCUAAAAUAAUAGAAUUGUUUUAAAUUCAAGUUCCUUAUGGAAUACUUUUUUAAUAUUUGAUUUAGGUAAAAAUAAAAUAAUAACUCUCAUGUAUCUUAAGUUGUGUUAUGCCUAAAAUUAGACUUUUAGUCAUUGUUUGCUAAUCUAAUGUACUAUUGAGUUUAAGAAGGAAUUAUUAAUUGCUAAAGAAACAAAGCCUCGCUUAAUUUUUAUAAAAUCAUUUUUUAGGUAAUUAACUAACAAAUAUGAUUAACAAUAUCUGUUAAGUUAAUUUAAAAGCCUUCGAAAAUGAAGUACGACAGAACUUUUUCUUUUAUUUGAUGUUGUAAGGGAUGGAUAAUAGUGAAUUUCUGUAAGAUCGAAUUACAUUAUUAUUAUUUUAAGAAUAAUAAUGGGGUCUAAUUGUUAAAUUCUCACACGCUAAAUAUCAUUAUUAUUUGAUAAAUUCUAUAAUGAUAUAUCUAUCUAGAUGAUUUUAGGUGAUUCCUUCUCAAGCUUCUUAAAGGUUGGGAAAUUUUCUUUGUAAACAAUCGCAAAGGUGUGCAUCUACUUCAAUUCCUAACCACUGACUUUGUGGAAAUAUAUUUGCAAAUAAAGUUUUUGUUAAACAUCCUUUGUUCCAGGGCCUAACUCUAAUAGAAAUCUUCUGACUCUAAAAUAGGUUGGGUGACUUCUACCAUGACUUUUGCUAGGCAUAUUGCAACAAGUU
Molecule: messenger RNA, 1097 nt
Organism: Paramecium tetraurelia
Lineage: Eukaryota; Ciliophora; Oligohymenophorea; Peniculida; Parameciidae
Exons: 1
Source: RefSeq, a predicted model, not a curated record